AACCCUCUGUUCUGAUUAUGAGGCUAUGGAAACGAGACGCAGGAGUUUUAUGAGCUGCAUGACUCGACUAUAAAAAUGUGUUGGCUGGAUUUCAGUUGCGGUAGACGGCGGGUGCGGUUUGCCAAUUGUGCGGUUCCAGUCGACCCUCAGCCAUCCAUGCCUUACCACCAAUGCCUUGCACAUACUUAUGCGCCAUGCCAUUUUCUUUACCAAGACAAACCACGGUUUUCCCAGGAUUCUGGGCAUUUUACAAUCAUUAUCUAUUCGUCAUCGGCUUUCCUUGAUCCAUCCGUAUACGCGAGCUAUGUUUGAUGCCUAUGCCCUUGACGGAGUAUUUGCCUUGCUCGAGUCGAUCGUCCUAGACAUGUCUGAGGAUUGCAAUCUUGGUUCAAGGAUAUGUGGCAUGCUAUGGCAAGCGUAUAUCAGGAUUUACUGCGCUCAUCUUCUUCGCGGCCGGCCACAUUCAAUGAGAGCCAUCCAGGUAGCUCUGCAACACGUCAUCCAUCUUCAUUACGGACAGUUUCUGGAACGCGGGUUUCUGCACCCUUUGACACCGACUUCAUUUUUCUUUUCUGGCGCAUGUGAUAUGAAAUUUUUAGCCGUGGUGCCUUUCCUCGUUGUCUUAAUCGAUCCAAAUUGUUUCACUAUUUAUUCCAUCGAUCUGGUUUUUCUCUGUUUCGGGUGGCUCUUUGAUUAUGCGCUUUUCUGUUUAAGCUUGAUGUGUGCUUGGUUGGUUCGCGGUCUUGGUAACUUUGUUCGCCAUGGCUUCAAGUCGCGCUUAAAAGGAGGUUCUAUGUGUCUAUUCUGUUUUCCUGCUGUAGCUUAUUUUUGUCGCCUUGGGUCCUUUUACCCUUUCCUUUUUCUAUAACACUUGGGAGGCUGUCUGAUCAACAUUUUUCAAACUCGAGUUCAUGAAUUCUCGAUGCAUGCGUGCCUUGAAUUUCCCCGUGCAUGUCUUUUUUCCUCAUUCGCUCCUGCAUCUAUGCAUGUCAUUACCUUUUAUUUCUCUCCGUUGUUUGUCCCACACGUUUCAAGAUGCUUAUGCCUAUUAAUCUUAUCUCUAUCCAUUGAUCUAUGGCUCUGAUACUAUGGUAUGGUUUCCUGUUCACUAGAUUCUGGAAUGAAUAAGUUGAUUAGUU
Molecule: messenger RNA, 1139 nt
Organism: Aspergillus saccharolyticus JOP 1030-1
Lineage: Eukaryota; Fungi; Ascomycota; Eurotiomycetes; Eurotiales; Aspergillaceae
Exons: 1
Coding region: 188-868 (226 amino acids)
Source: RefSeq, a predicted model, not a curated record